UGUGUUGGUUGUGCGCUGACAGCAGGCUGGCCGGAGACCGUUUGCAGCCGUUGCCGUUGUUGUUGCCGCUUCCGCCACCGGCUUCCACUCCACGUUGUGAGUCCGGAUACAAACUGAAAACAAGAACGGGACUUAAUUUCUGUUACAGGAAACACAAAUAACAAAGUGUAUUUUGAAAGCUUUUGGACACGCUGACCGCCGAGCUCUCUCCUCCCGGUGGUGAACGGACUGUCGGUGAAGUGAGACUGACUGAGAGGCCGAAGCUGAGAGACAUUUGACUGCAUGAAGAGGCCAAGUGACGGGACACCGGUCUUCACCUAGACCCCUCCAACGACCCCCCCCCACCCACUGCCUGGACAUGAGGUCGUUCAGAUCGUUUGCAAACGACGACCGCCAUGUCAUGGCCAAGCACGCCAGCAUCUACCCGGCACCGGAGGAGCUGGAGGCCGUCCAGACGCUGGUGUCCACCGUAGAGGGAGCCCUCAAGAAAGUCUCUGAUUGGAUGGAUGGCCUCAAUAAAUCCUCAGAGAAGACCUCCAGCAGUAAUGAGGCUGGAGAUAGUAAAGUGGAGGACGAUGCUGCUGAGACGAAGCCAGACGGCACGCCGGCGCUGUGCGGGGUGACACGUGUCGGCCUAGUGGCCAAAGGCCUGCUGAUCAAAGGGGACAUGGACCUGGAACUGGUGCUGAUGUGCAGGGAGAAACCCACCAAAGUACUGCUGUACACCAUCAGCGCCAACCUCCCCCUGCAGAUCCAGACAAUGACGGAGGACAAAUUCGAGGUGCAGUCAUGUGUGCCUGAGGCAGCCAUCCAGGUCUGCAACACCAAAGACCCCCGACUCGCCCUGAAGAUCACCCUCUCCUCCUUAACCAUGAGAGAGGAACACAGCACCACAGAUGAAGUCUCUCCAGAGGAGGACCAUCAGGACGACAACAAGGAGCGGCAGGAGGACGAGGUGAAGGAGGACGAGGUGAAGGAGGACGAGGUGAAGGAGGACGAGGUGAAGGAGGACGAGGUGAAGGAGGACGAGGUGAAGGAGAACGAGGUGAAGGAGAACGAGGAGGAUGUCCUGGACAGGCAGAAGUGCCAGGCUGCACUGGCAUCGCUCCGACACGCUAAAUGGUUCCAGGCCAGAGUCACAGAUCUGAAGUCUUGCGUCAUCGUCUUGAGGAUUUUCAGAGACAUGUGCAACAGACUGGCUGGGUGGCAGCCUCUCAAAGGAUGGCCUCUGGAGCUGAUCUGUGAAAAGGCAAUAGCCACCUGUAAUCGGCCGCUGGGUCCAGGUGAGGCCCUGCGUCGUGUCAUGGAGUGCAUCGCCUCCGGGAUCCUCAUGCCAGGAGGUCCAGGAGUUCACGACCCCUGUGAGAGAGAGCCCACAGACGUCCUGUCUGACCUCAGCGCCCAGCAGGCGGACGCCAUCACACACAGCGCACAGCAUGCCUUGCGCCUCCUAGCCUUUGGACAGCUUUACAAGGUCUUGAAUAUGGAUCCUCUCCCCGCCAGCAAGCCCUCACCAAGGCUGUUAGAAGGCGGCUGUCAGAAGAGGCUUCGUGAGGACGUCGGCUCAGAUGACAGAGACUUCAGCAAAAGGAUGAAAGUACUGGACUGGAGGAUGACGGAUCCAAACCACCCCAUGAACGCUCUGAUGCGUCUCAACCAGAUCCACCCGGGCCUCCAGUACCGCCUGCUGUCUCAGUCGGGCCCGGUGCAUGCUCCAGUCUUCACCAUGUCUGUGGACAUCCAGGGAACCACCUACCAGGCCACCGGGAACUCCAAGAGGACGGCCAAGCUCCAAGUGGCCCUCAAGGCGCUGCAGGCUCUGGGAUUCGUGCUUGGCAGCGACGGAGACGUGGACUCACUGAGCGCCGACGAGAAGUCAGAUGGCGAAGGCAAGAUCGACAGGAUGUCCACCAGCUCCAGCUCCACCUCCAUCACCUCCUCCACAGACGCACAGGAGUCCAGAGCUCCAGGUCCGAUCCUGACGGCGGGAGGUAAAAACCCGGUGAUGGAGCUGAAUGAGAAACGCCGUGGCUUAAAAUAUGAGCUGAUAUCAGAGAGUGGCAGCAGCUACGACAAACGCUUCAUCAUAGAGGUGGAGGUGGACAAGCAGGUUUUUCGUGGAACGGGUCCCAAUAAGAAAGUAGCUAAAGCCAGCGCAGCACUCACCGCCCUGAACAGCUUGUUCUCUGGCUCCAAAGCUACAAGCAACAAGAAGAAAAGACCCAACCCUCCUCCAAAGCGACCUGUACCCUCGGUGCUGACCCUCCCGGCCCUCACUCCCAGACCUCCAUGUGUCCCUGUCAUCCCCAGAGCACCCUACAUGAGCACCACACCCACACAUGGAUACAUCCCUCCAGGUUUUGGUGCUCCUUAUGGUUACAGCCCUGCAGGCGCCCUCCCUCCAUACGGUUUUUCUUCCAGAAUGCCCUCAGUAGUUGUCCCAGUCAUCAGAGUCCCCACAGCAUACCCCAUCACCCACCUCUACCCCUUUUAGGACCCUCCAUAACCUCACCCACUUCACUUCAACCCAAGUCACUUGUUAAAGUUAUAUUCUGACUUACUUUUUUUAUGUUCAUGACACACACUUCUAACUCCAAAAACCAACACUGGAUUCCACAAACGUUUGACCAAUAUACCCAAUCAGUACCAUUGUUGUCUCGCAUGGUCCCUCAUUAACAGCCAAAUAAGCUCUCUGAUCAUCAAAUUAUUAUGUAACAAAAACUGAGUUCAGCAUUAAGUGAGCUGCAGUGUGUGAAAGAGUAAGUACGUUUUAUACUGUUGGGUAAUAAAUUAAAAUCUACUAUAGGGAAUAAAUUAACCAACUACAAUACAGUGACAUAAGCAAACUAAAUGUACAGUCAGUGUAUGGACCUAAAAUAAAUAAUUAGCCAUUCAGUGAAAAACAAUCCAACAGACUACUUACUGCUGUAAGGAAAUAAGAAUUGUCUGUAGGGAAACUAACCCAACAUCCACCAUAGAGCAGUAAGAAAACUAAAUAUACAGUCACAAAACAUAAAUGUUUUUUUUUUUAGAGCUCAAUACAAUAAAUUCCUUCAACCAUGAUGAACUAACAAAAUGUCCACAUCGAGGGAAAAAGACACAACUGGUCACCAACUACAAGAUAUUCAUUGAAACUAAAUUAAUAUCCACUCUAAGCAACCAAACAUCCUCUGAUAGAAUUAAAGAAGCAGUUCCUACUGUGGGGUUUUAUUUAGUUUUCUACAUUGGAUACUGUAGUUGAUUUGUGUUUGUUUUUCUUAAAGUAACAUCCUGUGGCUUACAAAAUAAUUACUGUAAGAAACUUUUAUUAAAAAAAUGACCUAAAAUGGAACUAAACCAACUACUAAGUAUACAAGGGAACUGGAACUAAAUAGAUAUGUGUAAGUGUAAAGAGUUAAACAAUUGUAUGUAGGUAACUACAUACCUAAAGAAAUAGCCAACUGCACACUAACUACUAAAUAUCAGGAACUAAAAUACCAUCAACUCUAACAACAAAGUAGUCGAUGUAGGAAGGUAAAAUAUAAUAUCAUUUUGAACACAAAAUAUACAAUGUUGUAAAUUUGGGAACUAAAUAAAUAAACGGUAUGGGGCUAAUAUCUUCUGUGAAGAAAUUACUAACCGUACACCAAAUAUUAAAUGUCUACUGUAUAGAACUAAACAGUCACUACAGGGAACCAAAAAAACAACACCUACUAUACACCAACAACUAAUUAAACAUCCUCUGUAUGGGGAACUCAAUAACCACAAUUGCAAAUUUAAACCAGUCACUAGACAGAACUUAAGAAAAACACACACUGAUUGAUAGAAGCUAUAGGGAACAAAAGAAAGAGCCACUGUUGGGAUCUAAAACAACUACUAAGUAUCCAAGGGAACUGAAACUAAAAACAAUAUCCACUGAAAUGGGUUAAAAAUCUUCUGAAGGGAACUAAAGAAAAAACAACUGCAUGCUAACUACUAAAAUCAAAUGUAGGGAACUAAACAUUCUCUGUAGCAGAACUAACUCAUUAUUCACCAUAGAAAUCUAAAAUAACAGCCACUAUGGGAACUGAAAGAACAUCAACUGUAACAACAAAAAAGGCAACAUUGGGAAAAGACUUCCAUUGUAAGGAACUAAAAAUAUUUAGUUGGGAACAAAAGAAACACCUACUAAAUAUACAAUGUUGUAAAUGUAUUGAACUAAAUCAAUAAAUUGUAAGGAGAUAAACAUUUUCUGUGGGUUACUGAAGAAAUGAGGGUACUAACAUACAACAACCAUUAAAUAUCAACAUUUUUGAACUAAACAUUCACUAACUCAACAACCAGCAUAGCAAAUUCAAACCACUCACUAUAAGGACAACACAUAGUGACUGCUACAUUUGGAGAGCUUGAUAAAUAUCAGCUGCAGGGAAGUAAAGAAACAACCACUGUAGGGAACAAACACCAAAUACGCAGAUAGAAAACUGAUCACAUGAAGACUAUGUAAUCGAUAAAAUAUCUUCUUUGUCAAAAGUUGAAUUAUUUCUUGAACUUCCACUUAUGGACGUGAACAUUGUUUUGUUUUUUAAUUUCUCUCUGUUUUCUAAUGAUUGUUUAAGUUUCUGUGGAGAUAAAACAAAAAACAGAUUUCUGUCUGUUUGCACUAAAAAACCUUUUCCUUUUAUUUGGAUGUUGAAAGUCCAGGUUUACAGUUACGGUUGUGGAGUAUUUGAGCUAUUGAACCAUUUUAUGUUGAGUGAAAAUACUUUCUUUUCAGAGAGAGAUUUUAUUUUGACCUGUUUGUAGGUUAUAUUCUGUUUAAAUAAAUGAAUAUUUUGUCAA
Messenger RNA from Cottoperca gobio, 4797 nucleotides. RefSeq names its product spermatid perinuclear RNA-binding protein-like. Gene Ontology annotation, molecular function: double-stranded RNA binding; single-stranded RNA binding. Bases 359 to 2494 code for a protein of 711 amino acids. The transcript is spliced from 18 exons. Gene Ontology annotation, cellular component: precatalytic spliceosome. NCBI's taxonomy places the organism in Eukaryota, Metazoa, Chordata, Actinopteri, Perciformes, Bovichtidae. The record is from RefSeq and is a predicted model, not a curated record.